This is a messenger RNA of Caretta caretta (loggerhead turtle), 1560 nucleotides long. The record is from RefSeq and is a predicted model, not a curated record. Lineage: Eukaryota; Metazoa; Chordata; Testudines; Cheloniidae.
CAAUAAAUGUGUUUCUUGCCCUCUGGCGUCUCCUUUCUUCUGCCUGGUUCAUGCUGAGCCGAGGCCUCAAGCUGGGCCCCCUAGUGCGAGACACUCUGUCCUUAAAGAGGGUGGGGCUCUCUACCAUUUGGAGGCCCUACCUAAACACCACCUUGGGAGAUCCUGCAGGUGGGGCAGCAGGGGAAAUUCCUACCCCAGGAUGGUCUCCCUGAGGGCCUGGCUGGGACCUCUGACACGGGUGUGUGUGUGUCUGUGAGUCGGGCCUUCCCGAGGGCUGGGGCAGGGGCCCCAUGGCUCAGGAGUGUUUUGCAGAUAUGGCCAUCCUGGGCACUCAGUCGGCAGGAUCCUGUUCCUCCAGGAGGCGGGACUUCCUGUUACGCCCACUAUUCAAGGGUGUGUGGACCCUGGUAUUCUGCUGUGAGAGCUGUCCCCCAUGUACGCCGAGGCCUCCACCAUGAAUUUCCGGACGCCCGGGUUCUUCCGGCGCAGCCCCCCCCCCGCGGCGAAGCCGGCCCCCGGGGCUGGGGCGGUCCCGGCGCUGGGGGGCAUCGCCCAGAUCUCGCCCUGCCUCUACCUCUGCAGCGGCAACGCGGCCGCCAACCGGCAGCUGGUGCGGGCCCGGGCGGUGACCUGCGUGGUCAACGCCACCAUGGAGCUCCCCAACGCCAACUGGCCCGAGAUCGACUACGUCAAGGUGCCGGUGGCCGACCUGCCCCACGCCCCCCUGGCCCUCUACUUCGACUCGGUGGCCGACCGCAUCCACCAGACGGGCAAGCGCAAUGGGCGCACCCUGGUGCACUGCGUGGCGGGCGUGAGCCGCUCGGCCUCGCUCUGCAUCGCCUACCUGAUGAAGUACCACCGCCUCAGCCUGCUGGACGCCCACCAGUGGGUGCGGAGCCGGCGGCCCGUGGUGCGGCCCAACGCCGGCUUCUGGCGCCAGCUCAUCGCCUACGAGCAGCAGCUCUUCGGCAAGAACACCGUGCGCAUGGUGCCCUCGCCCCUCGGCCCGCUGCCCGACGUCUACGAGAGCGAGACCCGCGGCCUGGUGCCCCUCUGGAGCUACAGAUAGGCGGGGCGGGCGCCCCGGGACCCGUCUACCUGCCCCGCCGGGGCAGACUGAGCACCGGAGGGGCACCGUUGGCUGCAUUUGCCCCUGGAGGAGGGACUUGGGGGCAGAUGUCCCACAAAGGGGCAUUUUCUAACCUCAGAGACUGUGUGUGUGUGCGGGGGGGUGGGCGUGUGUUUAAAGGGGGGGGGGGAGAGUCACUGAGCAUAAAAGCCCCCCCCGCAUUGUGUGACCCCCCCCCCCCCCCAGGGCCUACCACAAACACCCAACUCGCCGCCUUCCAAGUCACAUCCCCCUGCAAACUCCUUCUCUGCCCCCCAGAGAGACGAGAUCGAAACUGCUGCCCCCCCGGGGGCAUUAGUGGGGGGGGCAUCUGCUCUCAGCCCCUGUAUAGCUCUGUACAUAGCGCCAAAGGUCUAUAUUCCUUACCCAGGGUUUGUACCGACUUAACGAGCGGAGAGCGCUCAUUAAUAAAAAUUAACCUUUGAAUUAAA